Molecule: messenger RNA, 829 nt
Organism: Eurypyga helias (sunbittern)
Lineage: Eukaryota; Metazoa; Chordata; Aves; Eurypygiformes; Eurypygidae
Gene: POC5
Product: POC5 centriolar protein
Exons: 6
Cellular component (GO): centrosome
Source: RefSeq, a predicted model, not a curated record
AUGGAAGUCUUACUUUCUGUGAAGGAUCCAUCUGAGGCCAAUAUGGAAAGACUUUGCCCUGUUCUUCCGGAAGAGACUUCUUCACAAGGGUCCACACACAGUCCAAGAGAAAUCAAUAAAACCAUAGAAACGGAAUUAACUUUACCCGAUGAAAAUGUAACUCAAAUAGAAAAUAUACUUGAUCUCUGGAGUGGAAGUCUUAAGGCAAAUGUUCUGACUGAAUUGAGAAAAUGGAAGCUUAGUUUGGUCGAACAUUACAGGCUUCAAAUGAGACAAGAAAAAGACAAAUACGCUGCACAUGUGAGACAACUGAGCAAUGAGAUGGAAAACCUGAAGGAGCUGCUACGUACAUAUGAAAUCUCUGUUGGCAGAAAAGAUGAGGUGAUUACUAACUUGACCCAAGCAUUAGAGAGGCAAAAGGAGAGAAUAGAGUUGAUGAGAACGUUUACACUCUGGCGGAUUCAGCAUAUUAAAGCCAAACAAGAGGAGUAUGCAAAUAGAAUUGCAGACAGGCAAUUCCGGACAGCUUUGAUGAAGAAAGUGUGGGUAGCAUGGCGCUCUCUUAGCGAAGAAGAAUGGAAGGAAAAAGUAGCCAAAGCCUGUCAGUUAAGGGCAGAGGAUGUCUGUGUUCAGCUCACCAAUGAUUAUGAAGACAAGAUUGCAGAGCUAACUGCUACUUUGGAACAGACAAAAGCUGAGAUUCUGCGGCUGCACAGUGAAAGAGAACAGUAUGAAGACACGAUGAAGAAAGCCUUUAUGCGUGGUGUGUGUGCUUUGAAUCUGGAAGCGAUGACCAUGUUUCAGGGCAAGGACAGUAGGACGGAUCCUG